AUGAGCAAGAUGUUAGGGGGAGAGGAGUUUCAUCUGUUUAAAAACAAACAUUCAGUGGGGCUGUAAGAUGGGUCUCAGAACCACAUGCCCGUCUGGCCCUUCAACCUCUGGGCAGCCUUCUUGGGUGUCUUCCUUGUAAGGACACCACUCAAUGCCAUAGUGCUGGUGGGCAUGCUGUGCUACAGAAAGUUGUGGCAGCCACUCAACUAUAUUCUGGUCAAUGCAUCCUUGGGAGGUUUCCUCUUCUGUAUCUUCACUCUUUCCAUUGCCAGCUGUCAGUGAUACUUCAUCUUUGCACUAUGUGCUUUAGAGGCCUUCCCGGGCUCUAUAGCGGGUCUAGUGAUGGGCUGGUCACUUGGCUCUCCUGCCCUUGAGCACUAUAUUGACAUCUGUAAGCCCUUCAGCAACUUCUGCUUCAGCUCCAAGCAUGCACUGAUGAUGGUCCCAGGUACCUAGAUCAUUGGUAUCAGCAUCUCCAUCCCACUCUUCUUUGGUUGGAGCCAUGCUCAUCCCAUGAAUGAGUGCUUGGUCCUUGGCCCUGACUGGUACAGUGGCACCAAAUAUCGCAGCAAGUACUAUACCUGGUUCCUCUUCAUCUUCUGCUUUAUUGUGCCCUCUCUCAUCUGCUUCUCCUAGUCUCAGCUGCUGGAGGCCCUCAGAGCUGUGAGUAGCCAGUGUAAUGAAGAGUGGAGGGCUAUCUCCACUUCUGCCCUUUCCCUCCAGUUCUGAACUUGCAUCAUGGAGAUGGUGUGUGGGGAUUCCAUGACAGAAGACUUUGACAUGUCCAGCUCCCAGAAAACUGAAGUUUCGAAUCUCUUUUUCAGCCAUGUUGGCCCCAACUAA
Choloepus didactylus (southern two-toed sloth) is the source of this 843-nucleotide messenger RNA. RefSeq names its product opsin 1, short wave sensitive (gene OPN1SW). Gene Ontology annotation, cellular component: photoreceptor outer segment; membrane. The record is from RefSeq and is a predicted model, not a curated record. Gene Ontology annotation, molecular function: G protein-coupled receptor activity. NCBI's taxonomy places the organism in Eukaryota, Metazoa, Chordata, Mammalia, Pilosa, Megalonychidae. Gene Ontology annotation, biological process: phototransduction; G protein-coupled receptor signaling pathway.